GCGCUCAGUAGCACGGAAGCAGCUGCCUGAGGGGGACGUCCAUCAGUUGCCCGCUAGCAGUGAACGCAAGCAGAGUCCUAGCAGACCUUGCUGUCGUGACCUUUUCCGUUAUUGUUGUUGUUGUUUUUUUUGAGUGACUCUUGUGUCCGGUAUGGGACACUGGUGAUGUGAGGAACGUUUUCCCCCGUUAAGGUUGGAUUCUGUGACUGAAAUACACUGACGUAUUUAUAAAGCGUAGAAAUCUGGGCCGUUAGCAGCGAAUAUGGCGCUCGAUACCAGACUAUACCGGUGGUCGAAUCCCGCGUCGUUUAGCGACCUGUGCUCCGAUGACUUCAACGAGAUCGUAGGAAGUGACCUGCGCCAGGGCGAGUACCUGGACGCCUACAGUGACGGCUGCGAGACGCCCACCUCCAGCCCGGCCAGUGUCGAGGUGCCCUCCAGUCCAGCCCAUGCCCACUACGCCCACAACGUCACGCCCACACCCGUAUACACCGACCUCUCCGCGCCCGCGCCGCUGCCCAACUACAACUCGGGCUACUACGAGGACGCGAGGAACUACUACGCGCCGGAGGCCCCUCGGGAGGCCUUCCCCCAGGCCAAGGGCGACUUCGCCGGCCCGUCGACGGCGCCCUCGACGCGGACAGCUUCACGCCCGUCAGCUACGAGAACUUCUGGCCCAGCGGCACGGGCGCCCCCCACCCCCCCGCGCCCCCCCUCCGGCCAGCCCCCGUUCCCGCCGUCGGCCGGACCGCACAAGCUGGAGACGGCGACGGAGACGCUGGUGCACAGCCAGGGCCUGUUCGAGCGCAAGCCGCUGCGCAUCCGCAGGCGGCAGCAGAAGAGCGUGAACGGCGAGGUGAAGCGCAAGCGGCGGAUCCAGGCCAACGCGCGCGAGCGGCGCCGCAUGAACGGCCUCAACAAUGCCUUCGAGCGCCUGCGGGAGGUGGUGCCCGCCCUCGGCAACGACAGGAAGCUCUCCAAGUUCGAGACGCUGCAGAUGGCGCAGACGUACAUCGUCGCCCUCUCCGAGCUCCUCAAGAGAGACACCUAGGCCGGUCGCAGCGGCUAUAGAUUCUAUUUAAUAUAUAUUUAUAUGUAUAUAUUUAUAUCUCUAAAAACCUGUGAAAGUUGCAAGUUUGUGAUUAUUUAGUCUGUCACAAUGCAAUGUUUUAAUGCAAUUAUUCUAGUUUGUUUUUAUCUUUCUCUCAUAUUAUUGUACGUCUUAGUAAAUACCAAAAAUCAUGGGAACUGGCAUUUAUAUAUAUAUUUUUUCUCUCUCUCUCUUUCUCUCGCUAUCAUUACGUUAUUGCCUCUUAUCACCGAGAAACUUUAUCUACAUCUUUACAAAUAAUUGUUUUUUUUCUUAUAUUUUCUAUUUUUUUUACCGUUUUCUUCUCUCGUUUUCUCUCUCGUCCUUUCAUUCGCACCUACUUUUCUUUAAGCAGAAAAAAAAAUUAUCGUGUAUUUUAUCCAUUUUAUUUUACUUUCAAUUAUCUCAUUUGAUAACAAGGAGUCAAUACCACAAAACCGUUUACCUCACGAAACUCAAAUCAUUUCAUAUUUAUAUUAAUUAUGAAUGAUAAUAUAUAUUGUUCAGACAAAUAGAUCAAGGCUAGAUCUAAGAUAUGUAAAAUCUGUGAUAUAUUAAAAUAAGACCAUUUGUUAGCUCAUUUUGUUACUGUUAAAGCUAUAAUAAAAUGAUGGAAUGUG
This is a messenger RNA of Penaeus monodon (black tiger shrimp), 1710 nucleotides long. Its product is annotated as protein atonal homolog 8-like. Lineage: Eukaryota; Metazoa; Arthropoda; Malacostraca; Decapoda; Penaeidae. Gene Ontology annotation, molecular function: protein dimerization activity. The record is from RefSeq and is a predicted model, not a curated record.